AUGUCCUCUCAUGGAAAGAAGAGUAAACGACAGGAAGUGCUUGAUCGGGCCAUCCUAGCCGCGAAUGUCACCAAGAAUGCGAGCGAAAUGAUAGCAGUACUGGGUCCUCUGAAGACAUCCAUGGGAAUGUUAAUCAGCCUUCUGGAAUCCAUAAAGGAGGUACAAACAAACGAGGACAACUGGGAGUCAUUGGUGACAAAUAUAUCCGCAAAGGUGGAUCUAGUUCGAAAUAUGUUGAAAGACAAACCAGAAAGUGCAGCUGUUCACGACCUAGUAUUCGAUUAUUCUGGGAUCCCAAAAAAACAUCGCGCAUGGCCACCGAUAAAAGCGAACAACGAUGCGCAGAAGAUAAAGGAGGCAGAGAAGCAGAUGAACGAGGCAUUUGACAGAUUCAAGGCAAUCAUCAUCGGGACUGGCAUCGAGGCCCUUCAAAACGGCCACAACGAUAUCAUUCAAACACUCGCCAGCCAUAGCAAUGACCACGCGCAAAGUCACGCUCGGAUACUCCAGCUUCAUCAACAGCAACAAGACAUGAAUGACCAGUUAGAGGAUAUUCAAUCAAAGCAGAAGGAAACGAUAUCCCAAUUAACCGAAGCUGAGGAAAUCAACCUCAUCAAAGGAGUUAGUACAGCCUCAUUGGCUAAUGGAGGAAUACACCAGAUCUGCAUGCAAGGGACACGUCUAACCGUUCUCGAGGAAGCAAGGAAAUGGAUGGUCGACGACCAUGCCCCUCAAUUGUUCUGGCUCAAUGGGGUAGCCGGAUCCGGAAAGUCGACUGUUGCAAAGCAGCUAUCUGAAGAGUGGAAAGCAAAGAGCCGUCUCGCCGGUCGCUUCUUCUUCUCUAGAGAUGCCGAAGAGACUCGUUCGCCCAAACUAUUCUUUACCACAAUUGCUCAGCAAGGUUUGUCACAUCUUGGCCCCGCCGCACAGACAGCCUUCGCUCUUGGCAUUCGCAAACUUCGAGAUCCAGUCUCGGCGACUUUGGAGGAGCAAUGUUCGGAUAUUUUCGAAGCUCCUCUACAACUCGUCCAGCAGAACUCUGUAUUGAUUUUGGAUGCGCUCGACGAAUGCGAGUUGAGAACCUGUCAGCAACUCUUACGUAUUCUUCUGCCGCGAUUACACAAUCUACCACGCCUCAAGAUAUUCCUCACGAGUCGACCAGAGCUCCACAUUCGUGAAAAAAUCCAAGAGCACACCCACCAUUUCCUAUCAUUUCGCAUAGAUGCACCUGAAAAUGUGCAAGAUGUCGAAAUCUACAUGAGACGUACUGUACAUGGAUUGUCACUUCCAGAAGAACAAAUGUCACAACUGAUCGACCGGGCGGGUGGACUUUUCAUCUGGGCCAAGACAGUCUGUGAAUUACUUCGAAACAUUCGUCGGGAUCGAGAUGGUUUCAUACGUCGUGUCCUGGCCGAGGGAAUCCGACAGAUGGACUCCAUCUAUCUAAUCGCUCUCGAACAAGCUACCCGUAACAAUGAAGUCGAAGAGAGUAUGGAAGCGUACAUGGAUGUGUUGAAGGUUGUUGUAGCGGCGUAUGAACCACUUUCUCCGGACACAAUAAACCAACUUCUCAACAUUCCAAAUGUUAUGGAAAUUGUGGGUGACCUGCGAAGUGUACUUGAAUGUCAUGGUGUAGAAGAGCCAAUUCGCUUCCUUCACCCGACAUUUCGAGAGUUUCUACUCAAGACCUCAAAUACGACAUGCUUCAUCUAUCUGAUGGCGAUGCAGGGGAUUCUCUGCACGAUGAAUCUUCUGACAAUUGCCAUGCUGUGCCCUCUCUUGCGUUACAAUAUAGCUGUGUCUCCUGGGCCAAUCAUGUCUCUGCUACAG
Acaulospora colombiana is the source of this 1830-nucleotide messenger RNA. The record is from the annotation of a GenBank genome assembly. NCBI's taxonomy places the organism in Eukaryota, Fungi, Glomeromycota, Glomeromycetes, Diversisporales, Acaulosporaceae.